CGGUUGAGCCAAUCAGAACGAAGCUCCGCUGCUGGUCAGCCAAUCACAACAGGCGUCGCAGACUUUUGCGGUUUUGCAGCUGAAGGAUAAUUCCGACAGAAAUCAAACCAUCCUCCUCCUCAUGGCGUCCGGCGCUCUGUUCCCCAGCCUGGUGUCCAGCUCCCGCGGCUCCUCCAGCAAAUACCUGGUGGAGUUUCGGGCCGGUAAGAUGACGAUGAAGGGCAGCACGGUGACCCCCGACAAGCGUAAAGGUCAGGUCUACAUCCAGCAGACGGAUGACUCCCUCAUCCACUUCUGCUGGAAGGAUCGAACCACCGGGAAUGUGGAUGAUGACCUGAUUAUCUUCCCUGAUGACUGUGAGUUUAAACGGGUCAACCAGUGCACCACCGGACGGGUUUAUGUGCUGAAGUUUAAAGCCGGCUCUAAGAGACUCUUCUUCUGGAUGCAGGAACCGAAAAACGAUAAGGAUGACGAGUACUGCCGCAAAGUGAAUGAGUACCUGAACAACCCGCCCAUCCCAGGCGCUCUGGGCAGCGGCGGCAGUGGAGGUCACGACCUUUCUGCGUUGGGAGGUGAGGGUGGUCUGCAGAGCCUUCUGGGUAACAUGAGUCACAACCAGCUCAUGCAGCUCAUCGGACCAACUGGACUGGGGGGGAUCGGCGGUCUGGGGGCUCUGGCUGGGCCGGGCUUGGCCAACCUCCUGGGCAGCAGCAGCAGCAGCAGCAGCGUUCCUGCAGUCAGCAACUCCACCACCAGUCCGUCCACCGCCGUCACGCCCACCUCCACCUCCACCGCCAGCCGGCUGGGCUCCACCCAGGUGCCCACCACUCCCAUCACCCCCCUGGCCACGUCUUCACCCUCCCCCACAGCCUCCACCCUCUCCAUCCCUGCUGCGACCGCCGCUGCAGCCGCAGCCAAUCCCACCCAGCCCAUCCAGCUGAGAGACCUGCAGAGCAUCCUGGCCACCAUGAACGUCCCAGCCAGCAGCCAGGGAGUGGACCUGGCCAGUGUGUUGACCCCUGAGGUCAUGGCUCCCAUCCUGGCCAACCCGGAGGUGCAUCAGAGGCUGAUGCCCUACCUGCCGUCCGGCGAGUCGCUGCCGCAGAGCUCAGAGGAGCUGCACAACACGCUCAGCUCGCCUCAGUUCCAGCAGGCUAUGAGCAUGUUCAGCAGCGCUCUGGCGUCCGGCCAGCUGGGGCCUCUGAUGAACCAGUUUGGUCUCCCAGCAGAGGCUGUGGAUGCCGCCAAUAAAGGAGAUGUGGAGGCUUUUGCCAAAGCCAUGGAGACGGAGACGAAGUCAGACCAGGAGAGCGACUCCAAAGACAAGAAGGACGACGACGAAGACAUGAGUUUGGACUAAAUGCUCCUUAAACAAAGCUAACACUAUUAUUUAUAACUAUUUAUUUACCAGUUGCUGCUUAGUUUCUGUUACUUAAAGAUCAGGGGCCUCAUGCAUAAAGCGCUUGUGCGUGCAAAAAAUGUGCACC
Messenger RNA from Poecilia latipinna (sailfin molly), 1487 nucleotides. Its product is annotated as proteasomal ubiquitin receptor ADRM1-like. The record is from RefSeq and is a predicted model, not a curated record. Gene Ontology annotation, molecular function: proteasome binding; endopeptidase activator activity. Gene Ontology annotation, cellular component: nucleus; proteasome regulatory particle, lid subcomplex; cytoplasm. The transcript has 10 exons. The coding region runs from base 122 to 1360 and encodes 412 amino acids. NCBI's taxonomy places the organism in Eukaryota, Metazoa, Chordata, Actinopteri, Cyprinodontiformes, Poeciliidae.